AUGCAGACGCCGAUGGCCGCGCGGGCGCGCUUCCUCUGGCAGCGCAACACCGUGCUCGGCUACUGCGUCGUGGGCAUGCUCGCCGUGUACGUGCUCGGGCUCUGCCUCGAGGCGACGGCGAGCGAGACCCUGUACAAGGACAUUGCGGCGCAGUCGAUCUCGGCCGACUCGCGCGACUUGUACCCGGACAAGUGCCAGAUCCAGAACUUUGACGCGCUCAAGCGCAUGUCGAUCGUGUACACGUGGGUCAACGGCAGCCAGCCAUGCUACCGCGAUAUCCGCAAGAAGCACGGCGGCGACAACGCGAUCGGCGGGUCGCGCGACCGCGAGAUUGGCGAGCUCAAGUUCUCGAUCCGGUCGCUCAUCAAGUUUAUGCCAUGGCACGAAGGCAACAUCUACAUCGUGUCGCCGGGGCACAUUCCGAGCUGGAUCAACCUCGACCACCCGCGCAUCAAGGUCGUCAACCAAGACGACUUGUUCCCAUCGUACGCCAAGCCGUUCCUGCCGUCCUUCAACACGCACGUCAUUGAGCAGUUCCUCUACCGCAUCCCGGGCCUCUCGGAUAUCUACAUGCAGAUCAACGACGACUACAUCUUCACCAAGCACAUUGCACCGCACGAGUUCUUUACGUGCGACGGUGGCAUCCGCCUCUUGCACGAACCCGGCCUCAUCUCGCACGAGCCGCCGACCGAGAAGAAGGGCAUCUGGGUCGCGUCGGUGCUCAACACGCAGCAAGAAAUGGACCUUCGCUGGGGCCAAGAAGAUCGGUACUUCAUCAAGCACGCGCCGUUCAUCUACAGCCGGCGCGCGUUCGAGCGUAUCCACCAGAUCUUUGACCGCCCCAUGUACAUGACGCUCAAGAGCAAGUUCCGGGGCAAGCCCGAUAUGAACAUCCCGCUACUGCAUCACUACUACAUGCAGGCCCAAGGCGCGCGGGAGCUCGGGAUCCCGAUUGAAGUACCGCCGCAGGAAGAGAUGACCGGGUACCAGCUCCUCAUGCUCGAGAACGGCAACAUCCCCAAGGUCAAGAGCAUCUUUGACGAGGUCAUUGCUGGCACGUACGACGCCAAGAUCCUCGCGCUCAACGACGAGUACAGCGACAUGGCGGUCGCCGAGAACGCGCGCUGGUUCUUCAACACGUUUCUGCCCGAGCCCAGUCCGUUCGAGGCCAAGGAGCCCAACAAGCACCUCUCCGUGUACAACACCAAGACGUGCCUCUACGACCCGGCGAUUUUGCCGCCCUUGGCCGAGGCGGUCGACCAAAGCACCAAGUUCAAGGUCAUCGUCCGCCACGAAGUGCGCUGGGUCGUCUUCCUCAACGCCGUUCUCAAGGGCUGUGGCUUUGGCUUUGGCCUCGUCCUCGUCUACGUCGUGUAUGCUGCGCUCUUUGACGCCAAGAAGCUCAAGUCGACGCCCGCCUACGACCGCGUCUAG
Messenger RNA from Saprolegnia diclina VS20, 1434 nucleotides. RefSeq lists its product as hypothetical. The transcript has a single exon. Gene Ontology annotation, cellular component: Golgi apparatus. The record is from RefSeq and is a predicted model, not a curated record. Lineage: Eukaryota; Oomycota; Saprolegniomycetes; Saprolegniales; Saprolegniaceae. Gene Ontology annotation, molecular function: transferase activity, transferring phosphorus-containing groups. Bases 1 to 1434 code for a protein of 477 amino acids.